UGGAGAGAGUGGUGCAGGGAAGACAGAGAGUACAAAGCUGUUGUUGCAGCACAUCAUGAACCUAUGCAAGGGCAACUCACAGCUCGAGCAGCAGAUCCUUCAGGUAAAUCCAUUGCUUGAAGCUUUUGGCAAUGCCCAGACUGUGAUGAAUGACAACAGCAGCCGCUUUGGAAAAUACAUACAGCUGCGUUUCCAGAAGAGUACAGUGCAAGGUGCAAAGCUGAAUGAGUACCUCUUAGAGAAGUCACGGGUAGUGCAACAAGAUCCUGGGGAGAGGAAUUUCCAUAUCUUCUACUACAUGUUUGCUGGACUCUCUUCAGAGGAAAAGCAGAUUUAUGGGCUAUUGGAUCCUUCACUCUACAGGUACAUAAGUGGACGAUUUGGUACACAGGAUGUAGCUCAGCGCUGGAAGCACAAAUACCAAGAGGUGUGCAAUGCCCUUGACAUAGUGGGCUUCCAAGAACAGGAACAAGUAGACAUGCAGGCUAUCUUGGCUGGUGUGUUGUCUCUGGGCAAUGUGACCUUUGAGCCUGAGGAGAGCAAUGGGUCUGUUAAAGUGAGUGAAGCCUCCCAGGGAUGGCUGAAGGCUGCGGCGGGUCAGUUUGGAGUCCAGGAAGAUGAGCUGUUAAAAUGCCUUAUUUGUACCAUGUCAGUGACCCGAGGGGAGCAGAUUCAGCGUUUUCACACCCAGCAGCAGGCAGAAGAUUCUCGGGACUCCAUUGCAAAGGUGGCUUAUGGCCGAGUAUUUGGCUGGAUUGUUUGCAAGAUCAAUGAGCUGCUGGCUGAGAAUGUGAAUCCUGAGGUGGAACUGAGGGAGAUAGGUAUCUUGGAUAUUUUUGGGUUUGAAAACUUUGCAGUGAAUCGUUUUGAACAGCUUUGCAUAAACUUGGUCAAUGAACAGCUGCAGCACUUCUUCAACCAUCUGGAGCAGGCUGCCUAUAAGGAGGAAGAGCUGCCUUGGGAGACUAUCACAUUCAACAAUAAUGAACCUAUUCUGAAUCUGCUCCUGGCCAAGCCACUUGGGCUCCUGUCUCUUCUGGAUGAGCAAAGUGCAUUCCCUCAGGCAACUGACAAGACGUUUGUGGAUAAGCUGAACAGCAGCUUCAAGGGGAAUUCACACUUCCAGCCAUGCCGAGGCCGUGUUUUGGGCUUCAGUAUCAUUCACUAUGCUGGAAAAGUACAAUAUGCUGCUGGGGGCUUUCUGGAGAAGAACAGAGACACCUUGCCAGCCAAUGUCCGUGGGCUCUUCAUCAACAGCAUCACCCCAUUGCUCAGUGUGCUGUUCACAGCCACUAUCUCCAGGACAGGGACACUGAUGCCUCAUAUGAAAGCCAAGGUCUUACCAGGAGCAGACAAUUUCAACAGCACACGAAAACAGUCUGUGGGAGCUCAGUUCCGGCAUUCCCUGAUGAUGCUCAUGGAGAGGAUGUAUUCUGCCAACCCGCACUUCGUGCGCUGUAUAAAGCCCAACAGCCAGAAGGAGCCAGGUGUGGUGGACAGCCAGGUGAUGCUGCAGCAGUUCACUCCUUUUGAUAACUUCUUGGACCCUUCUGCACUUCAUACUGUUUUGGGGACAGAGGAACAGGCUGGAGAAGAGGCAAAAAUGAGGCAAUUCAAGAGAGGGGCAACUCUCCGCUGGUUCAAGGAGACGCAGGCUGAGAAGGUCAUGGAGGAUGAUGGGGCCUUUCCAAGCUGGCUGUACGGGAUGAUCAGCCGGAGGGAAGCUGAAAACUUGCUGACUGACAAGCCUUUGGGUUCCUUCCUUGUUCGGAUCAGCCAGAGCCAACCAGGCUACACCUUGUCAUACAGGGGCAAAGACCGCUGCAGACACUACAUGAUCCAGACGCAGCCCAAUGCGCGCUAUGUCAUCCUGGGGGAAGACAGGGUCCAUGCCUCACUCACCGCCUUGGUUCGGUACCACCAGACUGUGGGCAUCAAGCCCUUCAUGGAGACACUGACUGUUCCCUGUGGGCAGAAAAGCAGUGAGCGUUUGGAUUACAAAGAUCUGGAAUGCCUCACGCUGGGUCUGCCAGCAG
This is a messenger RNA of Merops nubicus (carmine bee-eater), 2036 nucleotides long. RefSeq names its product SH2 domain containing 7 (gene SH2D7). Gene Ontology annotation, molecular function: cytoskeletal motor activity; ATP binding. The record is from RefSeq and is a predicted model, not a curated record. Gene Ontology annotation, cellular component: myosin complex. NCBI's taxonomy places the organism in Eukaryota, Metazoa, Chordata, Aves, Coraciiformes, Meropidae. The transcript has 19 exons. The annotation marks the transcript as partial.